Molecule: messenger RNA, 405 nt
Organism: Trichomonas vaginalis G3
Lineage: Eukaryota; Parabasalia; Trichomonadida; Trichomonadidae
Exons: 1
Coding region: 1-405 (134 amino acids)
Source: RefSeq, a predicted model, not a curated record
AUGGCAGCACCAGAGAAUUCUACGGCGAUGAUGAGAUUUGUUCUACAGAGACUCGAGAAAAAAUACAACGAAAAUUUGGAUGAUGAACAUUUUGAAGCCGUUUCUCCAGGAGUUAAUUUUAAUAGAAAAAAAAUCGUUAACAAAGCUGAAACAAAAAUAGAAAUAACAAAAGAUGAUAUACCAAAACCUUAUAAAUCCACAUAUGUUCUCUCACCAGAAGCAUUACAAAAAGUCGAAUUAGAGAAAAACGUACCAGAAGUUGAAUAUAAGUUUCAAUUUGUACCAGAAAAGCUUGAAGCAAAGCCAAUGCAAAUUCCUGCUGACUUUGGGAGAGAUUAUUUACAAGAGCAACUUGUGGAUUUAACUUUUCAGUUUUCUCGUCUAUCAAUGCCUGUUUGUGAAUAA